UGCGUUCUGCUUACCACGUGCCCAAACGGCUAAAAGUGUUGCAAAACGCCUCCCUUUAGUGCUAUUAUGGUAUUUUUGCGUUUCCCGGAUAAUGAAUUCUGAGGAAAAAGGCAACAAAAAAAAAUUAACUUAAGACCACGAGGACCAGCCGGCGAUAGUGGGUAAAGGAAAACCCAAGAAGGAAUUAGGGAAAAUCUAGGAAAACGGGAGGAUCACUCAGAGAUCAUCACCAGCAUCAUGCCACGAGGAAAGUUUGUCAACCACAAGGGUCGCAGUCGCCACUUCACAUCUCCCGAGGAACUGCAACAGGAAUCGGAGGAGGACAGCGAUCAGACCAGUGGCUCGGGUUCGGAGAGCGAGGAUAAAGUCGGAGCAAGUGGCUCCUCAGCAGCCGGAAAGCCCAAGGCGCCGGCAGCAAGGAAACCCCCGGCAAAUCGACAAAAGCCAAGAUCAGCGGCCGGUGCAGUCAGUUCCUCUGAAUCGGAGUCCGGUGAGGAUUCCGACGAGGACUCGGAAUCGGAAGCCCGCGAUGCCAAAAAGGGCGUGGCCUCGCUCAUUGAGAUUGAGAAUCCCAACCGGGUGACCAAGAAGGCAACCCAGAAACUAUCGGCCAUCAAGCUGGACGACGGUCCAGGUUCCGGUGGAGCGACCAAGCCCGAGUUAUCCCGGCGAGAACGAGAGCAAAUCGAGAAACAGAAAGCCCGCCAGCGUUACGAGAAACUCCAUGCAGCUGGUAAAACCACCGAGGCUAAGGCCGAUUUGGCCAGAUUGGCAUUAAUCCGGCAGCAGCGCGAGGAGGCGGCCGCCAAGAGGGAGGCGGAGAAGAAGGCGGCCGACGGUGGCAACAAAAAGCCCGGCGCCAAGUAAACUCCAUCCCACAGCCUUCCCUCUUCCUUCCGAAACAGAAACAGAGCUCUCAGUCGUGGAAAAAAAAGGAUAACAACCAAGAAACCAACAAACCAACAGGGCUAAAUGGCAAUUAGUUAAGCGUAAAUUAUCCAAUGUAACGUAAACAGUGGACUCACAUUCAAAAUUCUUCAAGUUUUCUAAGCCCCUCUUUUGUAACUGCAAGCUAUACAAAAAUAAACAACUUAUUAUAAA
Messenger RNA from Drosophila ficusphila, 1101 nucleotides. Its product is annotated as 28 kDa heat- and acid-stable phosphoprotein. Lineage: Eukaryota; Metazoa; Arthropoda; Insecta; Diptera; Drosophilidae. The transcript has 2 exons. Gene Ontology annotation, cellular component: cytosol. Gene Ontology annotation, molecular function: RNA binding. The coding region runs from base 238 to 867 and encodes 209 amino acids. The record is from RefSeq and is a predicted model, not a curated record.